This is a messenger RNA of Dreissena polymorpha, 1566 nucleotides long. RefSeq names its product probable proline--tRNA ligase, mitochondrial. The transcript is spliced from 13 exons. The record is from RefSeq and is a predicted model, not a curated record. Gene Ontology annotation, biological process: prolyl-tRNA aminoacylation. The coding region runs from base 47 to 1450 and encodes 467 amino acids. Gene Ontology annotation, molecular function: proline-tRNA ligase activity; ATP binding. Lineage: Eukaryota; Metazoa; Mollusca; Bivalvia; Myida; Dreissenidae. Gene Ontology annotation, cellular component: mitochondrion; cytoplasm.
AUUAUUUAGUUGUAAGAGUAAGCUUCAUGAAAAACAAAAACACAACAUGAAAAGGACAAGUGUCGUAUCAGCUUUACUCCAUUUAUCUGAUUUAAUGAGAAUCCCUUACUUGAAGAGAUUUUAUUCAGGACAAAUAAACAGCAGAAAAUAUGCAAGUCGCAUUCGUUUGUUUACUCCAGGCAAAACAAAGCAAGAGGGCAUAACAUGCCGUAGCCAAAAUCUUUUUCUGCACAAUGAAAUCCUAUUUCACUGUCAUAAUGGGGCAUUCUAUUAUCUUCCAUUGGGUUUACGAGCCCUGGAAAAGCUCACCAAGGUUAUUGACCAGGAAAUGCAGGCCAUUGGUGCUCAGAAAAUAUCCAUGCCAACAAUGAUAUCAGCUGCACUGUGGAAGAAGACUGGUAGAUGGGACACACAUGAGUUGUUCAAGCUUAAGGACCGAAAAUCUGCUGAAUAUUGUUUAGGCCCUACUCACGAGGAGCUGGUAACAAACUUGGUGGCACAGUUUGAGCAAUUGUCCUACAAGCGGCUUCCAGUUAUGUUGUACCAGCUCACAAGAAAAUUUAGAGAUGAAAUGCAUCCAAAGUUUGGACUACUGAGAGGUCGUGAAUUUGAAAUGAAAGAUAUGUAUUCAUUUGACUUGACUGAGGAAGCGGCAAUGCAAACGUAUGAACUCACAUGCCAGGCCUACUGCAGAAUAUUUGACAGGCUUAAGCUGAAAUACGUGAAAGUGGAGGGAGCAACUGGUAAUAUAGGUGGCAGCAUGUCCCAUGAGUACCAUCUGCCAGCCAGUGUGGGGGAGGACACAUUGUACCUGUGUGACAGUUGCGGGUUUAGAUCCAAUGCGGAACUAAUUGCAUCAAAAGAUGACUCAAAAGAAUCAAAAUGUCCCAGUGUAUCUUGUCCUAAUAUGCGAAAGCAAACAGGAAUUGAGGUUGGACAUGCAUUCCUGUUGGGCACAAAAUACUCAGAGGUUUUAAAGGCACAAGUGAGAGACAAAGAUCAAAAUCUGGUCACCCAGCAGAUGGGAUGUUUUGGUCUCGGGGUCAGUCGGAUACUGCAGGCAGGGGUAGAGGUUAAUAGCCGUGAUGACAGGAUACGCUGGCCUUCCCUCAUUGCUCCAUAUCAACUGUGCAUUAUUCCCCAGAUGCAAGGCUAUGGCAGUGAGACAUUCGACAUGUUAUCAGACGAGCUCUAUGACAGACUUACUAACCUUCCAAACCUGCGAGAUGAGGUUGUUAUAGACGACAGAACUGAUAAAACUGUUGGCAAGAGAAAGUUUGAGGCAGACGCUCAAGGCUAUCCAUAUGUUGUGAUCGUUGGUAGGAAGUGUUUGGAAGAUCCUAGGCUGUACGAGUUAGUAGACACAAGCACAGACACCACAGAGUUUCUCACAUUAGAACAGAUUACUGACAGACUCUCUCAAGUGGAAACCAUGAGUUUAUUGAGUUGAUUAGUUUAUUAAUAACACAGCAGUAGCUCAUAUUUGCAACUAACACAUGAAAUCUUUAGUUAAGUUUAAACUAACUGUCAUGUUUUAAAAGUCACUAAUGAAUUCUUUUACAUGUA